AUGGAAAAUCCGUACGAACAAGUUCACCAGAGUAUCUUGGCCCGUAUAGUUAACAACGUUGAGCGGUUGAAUGAAAGUGUUGUGACUCUAAACCAGGAGUUGCAGAAUAUCAAUGCACGCAACAAGAACUUGCAGAUUAUGGGCCAAAUGAGCGAGAACUAUCACAAGAGCGUGCAGUUCAAUAUGACGGCAACGAACCAAAAACGGGAGCCUUUGUGA
This is a messenger RNA of Lachancea lanzarotensis, 219 nucleotides long. RefSeq names its product LALA0S05e02102g1_1 (gene DAD4). Gene Ontology annotation, cellular component: mitotic spindle; DASH complex. The coding region runs from base 1 to 219 and encodes 72 amino acids. The transcript has a single exon. The record is from RefSeq and is a predicted model, not a curated record. Gene Ontology annotation, biological process: attachment of spindle microtubules to kinetochore. Lineage: Eukaryota; Fungi; Ascomycota; Saccharomycetes; Saccharomycetales; Saccharomycetaceae.